Messenger RNA from Globicephala melas (long-finned pilot whale), 804 nucleotides. The record is from RefSeq and is a predicted model, not a curated record. NCBI's taxonomy places the organism in Eukaryota, Metazoa, Chordata, Mammalia, Artiodactyla, Delphinidae.
AUGGUGCAGUUGGACAGUGGCAGGGUCACAGAUGUGUUUGUGCCCCGGGUGUUCAUCACCGGAAACCUCGACCUGAAGAAGACUCUUUCCUACCUGGGCAUCACCAGAAUCUUUGAGGAACACGGUGAUCUCACCAGAAUCUCCCGUCAUCGAAGCCUGAAAGUGGACGUCUCUUCUCUCUUUGUGCUGGCCAAGUAGGAGAAGCGCUUUAACCCUGCAUACACAAGUCAAAGCUUCCCAUUCCUGGUGGGCAAGAGGACCAAUGUACAUGUUCCAAUGAUGCACCAGGCGGAACAAGUUGGUUUUGGGGUGAAUCCAGAGCUGAACUACUCUGUGCUGCAGACGGACUACAGCAGAGACACUGUGGCCUUCUUUGUCCUCCCUGGCAAGGGCAAGAUGAGGCAGCUGGGACACGCCUCGUCAGCCAGGACACUGAAGUGGAGCCGCUCACUCCAGAAGAGGUGCUUAGAGGUGUUCAUUCCAAAAUUUUCCAUUUCCUCCUCCUGUAACCUGGAUAUCCUCCCCAAGAUGGGCAUCUGGGAUGCCCUUGACAAAGAUGCUGAUUUUUCUGGAAUCACAAAGAAAGACUUCCUUCAAGUUUCCAAAGUGGCUCACGAGGCUGUGCUGGACGUCAGAGAGGAGGGGACCCAGGCUGCAGCAGCCACCGUCACCAAACUCAGAGUCCAGUCCAUCCCUUCUUACUCCACCAUCUGUUUCAAUAGGUCCUUCAUGCCGCUGAUUAUAAACAAAGCCACACAGACCACGUUCUUCCUCGGGAAAUUUGGGAACCCCACUGAGUUCUAG